This is a messenger RNA of Plasmodium vinckei vinckei, 2463 nucleotides long. Its product is annotated as RAP protein, putative. NCBI's taxonomy places the organism in Eukaryota, Apicomplexa, Aconoidasida, Haemosporida, Plasmodiidae. The coding region runs from base 1 to 2463 and encodes 820 amino acids. The transcript has a single exon. The record is from RefSeq and is a predicted model, not a curated record.
AUGUGUAUUUGUAUCAGUAAUUAUGCCAUCAACAUUACAAAAAUAAGUAAAGCAUUUUUAAAUAUAAAUGGAAAAAAAUAUAUAAGAACAGGCAAGUUUAAUGAUUUGGUAUGUAAACAAAAAGUCCUAAGUGAAAGUAUUGAAAAUAAAUUAAAUGAAGUAAAUAAAAAGGAUAUAAAUCAAGUCAAAAUAUUAAACCUAUUUAGCAUUGAUGAAAUAAAAAGUGGAAUACCGAGGAGGCACAGCAAAAGGCAAAAAGGCAUCACUCAUGAUAAUUCCAAAAAUAAUGACAAUUGUGAAAAUUAUGAGAAUAAUCCUGCUGAUGAUUGUGCUAAUGUAACAAACGUGUGGGGGUAUAAAAAUAAAAUUCUUUUAAAAAAAAAUGAUAGCACACAAAAUGUUAGUAAUAUUAUCAAUGGGUGUAAUAGUAUAGAUUUGAAAAAAAAAAAAAAUAAUAAUAAAAACUAUAAUCAAUAUGUGAUACCAAAUAAAUUGUUUAGAAAAAAAUAUAUUUGUAUUGAAAAUGAUAUUAAACUUGUAGAUAGCUAUAUUAAUAAGAAGUAUCACAUAGAAGUGAAAAAGAGAGAUAAUAAUAAAAAUGAAAAAAUAAAUAAUAAAGCAAAUGGUAAUAAUGUCUUUAAUUAUUCUGAAGAAAGAUCUAUACAACUUUUAGACGAAGUUAAAGAAAGAGAGAAUUUCCAAAACAAAGACCAACAUAAUGACAAAACAAAAAAUUAUGAUAAUAAUGAACUACAAGAAAGUUGUGUCGAUUUUGAAAAUAAAAAUAGAAUUAUAAAAAAAAUAUAUAAAGCAUCAAUUAAUCAUGUUAGAGAUGAAAAUUUAUGGAAAAAAUAUGUUCAGAAUGUUUUUACUAUAUCUGGAUAUUUAGAUGCAAGCGAAAUAGUCAUAUUAUUUUGGUGUUUUAGUAAAAUUGGAUAUAGAGAUAAUAGAUUAAUAAAUUUAUUAAGUUCUAUUAUUUUAAAAAAAAUAAAUGAAUUAAGUUGUUGUGCAUUGUCGCUUUUAUUAAAUAGUUAUAAAAAAUUAGAAAUAAAAAAAUAUGAUACUAUAGAAUUAUUAACUAAUCAAUUUUGUUUUCAUAUAUCGAAUUGGAAAUUUCAAGAUAUAGCUUUAGUAUCAAAUUCUUUAGCAUUUUUUUAUAUAUAUCAUAAAAAUUUUUGGAAAAAAUGUAUAUUAAAAUUACAGCAAAAUUAUAGCUUUUCACAUCCAUUACAUUUGUGUUUAGUUAUUUCUUCUUUUGCUAGACUUGAGAUUAGAGAAGGUACCGUAUUAUUAUGUUUAUGUCGGUCUGCGAAAAAACUUGCAAAUAGCUUCUCUCCAAAUAAUCUAGCUUUAGUUAUUCAUUCUUUUGCAAAAUUAAAAUUUAACCACCCCAAGUUUUAUAAUUACCUAUAUCAAUUUGUUCAUAAAUAUUUAGACAAACAACUAUUAGGUAAUCAGAAAAAAGAAAAUGACACAAAUGGUGAAGAAAACGUUGAAAAAGAUGACGAUGGUACUAUUGGUAGUUACCUAGAUGAAUAUCCUAAAUUGAAUAAACAAAAUAAGUUGUUUGAUUUGCAAUCCCUGGUUUUGCUACUUUUUUCAUGUACUUGCUUAAUUUCAUGUACUGAACAAAUGAUCUUGAAACUUACUUAUUUAAUAAUUCCAAAUAAAGAUAUUUUAGGAAGUCAUAAAAUAGACAAAUUGAAAUAUGUAAGUGAUUAUUUGCAAUAUUUUUAUCCUUCAACAUUUGAAAAGUUCCCUGAAGAAAUAAAAAAUUUUUAUUAUUAUAUUGAUAGAUAUGAAAUAAAAAAUAAAAAAAAAUUAAAAUAUAGUGCAAGAUGGAUAACAGAGGUAUCAAGAAUUUUAACAAAAAUAAAUGUUAAUCAUUUACGGAAUGUAUAUAUAAAUAAUAUAUGUGCAGAUAUAAUGCUACCCGAUUCAAAUAUAAUAAUUAUGUGUUUAGGCCCUUAUAGUUAUUAUGUAAAUUCCUUAUUAACAACAUCUAUAUCUGAUUUAAAAAUAAAUAUUCUUCAACAAAAAAAAUAUAAUGUAAUUACUCUCAAUUAUCAUGAUUGGAAUAAGUUAAAUGAUUAUGAAGAACAGAUUAACUUUCUCUACAGUUUUGGACGUAAUGCUGCUAACUACUUAUUUUUAAAUGCAACCAAAGAGAUAGAAAAAGGUGAAACAAAUAAUGUGAAUCAAAAUGGGUCUAUAAAAAGUUUGGAAAAUGAGGAAAGUUCUGAAAAUUCAGAAAGUUGUAAAAAUGAGGAAAGUGUAAAAAGUGACACUUAUGGACCUUGUCAAGAACAGGAAAAUGAAAAUAACUUUUCAGACGAAGAUAAUGAAAUAAUUGAUUUUAUAAAAAAUGGUAUUUGUGUUAAUAAACAAAAAGAAAAUAUCGAUUCCUAUGAUAUCGAUGAUAUAAAAAAAUUUUUAAAUAAUACUCCAAAGAAUGAAAAAUAA